UGCUUAGCUAAUUGUCUUUAUUAAGUUGUCAAUAGUUUGACAUAAACUGUCAUAAAUGAAGGCCUAUAAAAGGCGGUUGCUGCAGGGAAAAAGUGCCAUAAUCCGCCCAGAACUCUGAUGGAUAAAAGAGCAAAGUAAAUCCCUCUAGUGAUAGCUCUUUAGAUACAAGAUACCAAGAAACAUUGUCAUGUCGGAGGGACCCGUUGAACGCUUCUGCAAGAUCAAUCGCACCAUCCGUUUCUGUGUGGGAAUCUGCGGCAACGAUAUCAUUCCCGAGGACUAUCGCAUGUGGUGGCUCACCUACUUCGUGAUUGGAGCCAUCUUCUUCUUCUUUGGCUGCACGGUAUACACGGUAUAUGUGGGCGUCGUGCUGGAGGGCGAUCUCACCGUAAUACUGCAGGCCUUCGCCAUGGUUGGAUCAGCCGUGCAGGGACUCACCAAGCUGCUGGUCACCAUCAGAAUGGCCGCUGUGGUGCGGCACAUCGAGAGCAGGUACGAGGCCAUCUACAGGGAGUACGGACAGCGGGGCGGCGACUACAGCAGAUGCCUGGAGAGGCGCAUCAAGACCACGUGGCACAUGCUGAUGGCCUUCAUGUGGGUGUACAUCCUGUUGGUGGGCGGCCUGAUCGCCUAUCCGUUCUUCUAUCUGAUUUUCUACAACAAGAAAAUGCUCGUAAUGCAGUUCCGGGUGCCGUUGAUCGAUGAGAGCACGGAUGGGGGCUAUCUGGUGCUCAUUUCGAUGCACGUGAUGCUCCUGGCCUUUGGGGGAUUUGGCAACUUUGGCGGCGACAUGUACCUGUUCCUGUUCAUCGCCAAUGUGCCCGCGCUCAAGGAUAUAUUCAAUGCCAAGCUGAAGGACUUCAAUGCGGUGGCUGUGCAGCGGUCGGACUACCAAAAGAUGCGAAUACUCCUCUGGGAUCUGCUCGCCUGGCAUCAGCAGUAUGUGAGUAUUCUACGUGCCACGGAACGCACCUACAGAAUCGUUUUGUUUGUCCAGCUGUCCACCACUUGCGUGAGCAUUCUCUGCACUAUAUCCUGCAUCUUCAUUGGCGCCUGGCCCGCAGCGCCCAUCUAUCUGGUGUACUCCUUCAUAGUCAUGUACACCUUCUGUGGUCUGGGCACCAUUGUCGAGAAUUCGAACGAGGAUUUCUGCACGGAGAUCUACGCCAACUGUUUGUGGUACGAGCUGCCCGUCAAGGAGCAAAAGUUGAUCAUUUUCAUGUUGGCCAAGUCACAGCACGAGAUCUCCCUCACCGCCGCCGAUGUAAUGCCGCUGUCCAUGAACACGGCCCUGCAGCUGACCAAAGGAAUCUACAGCUUCAGCAUGAUGCUGAUCACGUAUUUGGGCUAUGAGAAAUAAGAGAGAUUCAAGGGCGGGGUUUAGUGGAGAUUAUUUA
This is a messenger RNA of Drosophila obscura, 1397 nucleotides long. It is a transcript of the gene Or67d, whose product is annotated as odorant receptor 67d. The transcript is spliced from 3 exons. Gene Ontology annotation, molecular function: odorant binding; olfactory receptor activity. Lineage: Eukaryota; Metazoa; Arthropoda; Insecta; Diptera; Drosophilidae. Bases 188 to 1360 code for a protein of 390 amino acids. Gene Ontology annotation, cellular component: plasma membrane. The record is from RefSeq and is a predicted model, not a curated record. Gene Ontology annotation, biological process: detection of chemical stimulus involved in sensory perception of smell; sensory perception of smell.